CAUGUAGUGAUGCACAGGGAUCUCAAACCAGAAAAUUUCUUGUUUGCAAACAAGAAAGAAUCAGCGGUACUUAAGGCCAUUGAUUUUGGCCUGUCUGUAUUUUUCAUUCCAGGCGAACGGUUUUCUGAGAUUUUUGGAAGUCCUUAUUACAUGGCUCCAGAGGUGCUAAAGAGAAACUAUGGCCCAGAGGUUGAUGUUUGGAGUGCAGGAGUGAUUCUGUACAUUCUUCUUUGUGGUGUCCCCCCAUUCUGGGCAGAAACGGAACAGGGUGUUGCUCAGGCAAUCAUUCGAUCUGUCAUUGAUUUCAAAAGAGAUCCAUGGCCAAGGGUGUCUAAUAAUGCCAAAGACCUUGUCAGAGGAAUGCUGAAUCCGGACCAAAAACGACGAUUGACAGCUCACCAAGUGCUUGGUCACCCAUGGUUGCAGAACAUUAAGAAGGCUCCAAAUGUUAAUUUGGGUGAAACCGUUAAGGCCAGACUCCAACAAUUCUCUGUGAUGAACAAGUUCAAGAAGCAUGCACUUAGGGUUAUAGCUGAGCAUCUUUGGGUAGAAGAGGCUGCUGACAUAAAGGAUAUGUUUGAGAAGAUGGAUCUUAACAAGGAUCAAAUGCUUAGUUUCGAGGAGCUGAAGCUUGGUCUGCAUAAGUUUGGUCAGCAAAUGCCUGAUGCAGAUGUUCAAACACUAAUGGAAGCGGCGGAUGCUGAUGGAAAUGGGUCCUUGAAUUAUGGAGAAUUUGUUACAUUAUUUGUUCAUCUAAGAAAGAUCGGAAAUGAUGAGCAUCUGCAUAAGGCAUUUGCAUACUUCGACCGGAACCAGAGCGAUUAUAUUGAAAUUGAUGAACUCCGUGAGUCAUUAGCUGAUGACCUUGGACAAAACCGUGAAGAGAUUAUCAAUGCCAUCAUCCGUGAUGUAGACACCGAUAAGGAUGGCAAGAUAAGCUACGAUGAGUUUGCGACGAUGAUGAAGGCCGGAACAGACGGGAGGAAAGCAUCCAGACAGUACUCGAGAGAGCGGUUCACAAGCCUGAGCCUUAAGCUGCAAAAGGAUGGAUCGCUGCAGAUGACGAUUACACGGUAGCCCGAUAACACCACAUAGGCAAGUCAUGAAUUACAGAUGGAAACCAUGUGUAGAUUUUUCUGGUUGUUUGUUGACAGCUCUUCUGCUUGUCCUGAUGUUCCAUUGCUUUGUAUUCUCCGCUUGCGGCCUGUUUGAAGGAUUAGGGGGGAUUGUUUAUGCUAUGAUUGUAUUUAGACUACAUGAUCCAUGCCUCGCUCGUUUCCACGCCUCAGGGCAAAGUGUACUGUACAAGAGAAAGAGGAGAAAAGGAUUAUGAGGUUGUGCUCAUUUCUUAACUUCUGUGGAUC
This is a messenger RNA of Zea mays, 1364 nucleotides long. Its product is annotated as calcium-dependent protein kinase 20. The record is from RefSeq and is a predicted model, not a curated record. Gene Ontology annotation, molecular function: calcium ion binding; ATP binding; protein kinase activity. The coding region runs from base 10 to 1077 and encodes 355 amino acids. The transcript is spliced from 7 exons. Gene Ontology annotation, biological process: protein phosphorylation. NCBI's taxonomy places the organism in Eukaryota, Viridiplantae, Streptophyta, Magnoliopsida, Poales, Poaceae.